Messenger RNA from Penicillium expansum, 1455 nucleotides. Its product is annotated as Major facilitator superfamily domain, general substrate transporter. The transcript has 6 exons. The record is from RefSeq and is a predicted model, not a curated record. Gene Ontology annotation, biological process: transmembrane transport. Gene Ontology annotation, molecular function: transmembrane transporter activity. NCBI's taxonomy places the organism in Eukaryota, Fungi, Ascomycota, Eurotiomycetes, Eurotiales, Aspergillaceae. The coding region runs from base 1 to 1455 and encodes 484 amino acids. Gene Ontology annotation, cellular component: membrane.
AUGGCAGACCAAGACCUCUUCGAUGAGAAACACAAAAUAGGCGAGCAGGUCAUCGACUCAUCUAGUGAGUCUGAUCAUGGUAUUGUCAAAGACUGGGAUACCGAAGAAUCUGCCGUUCGACGGAAAAUCGACUUCAUCCUUAUUCCCAUUCUCGCAGUAGCCUUCUUUGCCUUGCAAAUGGACCGUGGCAAUAUUAGCGCCGUGUUGACAUCGACUAUCACAAAAGACCUUAAUAUCACAACAAACCAAAUCAAUAUCGGAUCACAACUGCUCUCUGCUGGUAUUGUUCUUUCAGAGAUCCCAUCGAAUAUUAUUAUGCAGCGAAUUGGACCCCGUGUCUGGUUAUCGGGUCAAUUGUUCGCUUGGGGGUUGGUUGCGACCUUCCAGGCCUUUGUUAACUCGUUUCCCGCGUACCUGGUUACGCGGGUUUUGUUGGGAUUCUGUGAGGGUGGUUUUAUUCCUGGCGCUCUAUACUACCUCUCCACCUGGUACAAAAAGGACGAGACCAGUCUUCGUACCAGUCUCUUCUUCUACGGGCAGAUGUUCGCAUCGGCUACAUCGAGCUUGAUAUCCGCCGGUCUCCUUCAGCUGAAUGGCACCCAUGGUAUGGAGGGAUGGAGAUGGAUCUUCCUUGUCGAGGGCUUAAUCACCCUGUUCAUCGCAAUCGUAUUCACUCUCCUCGUGCCUCCAUCUGCCGGAGAUGGGCGUCCAUUGAUCGCCUUCGGCCGCUGGAGCUACUUCACCGAGCGCGAGUCGCACAUCAUUCGCAAUCGCGUUCUGCUAGAUGACCCUCGCAAAGCCAAGGGCCAUAUCCAAAUUUCAGGCUCUGAUAUCUGGCAGACUGUCAAACAGCCACGGAUCCUGCAACAUGUUUUCGUGACUUUGGUCUCCAUGACUGGCUUCACGGGGUUGACCCAAUACACACCUAGUAUGAUCAAAGGACUGGGAUUCGGUGCUGUCAAGGCGAACGCCUUGGCCUCGGUUCCAGUCUACUGUGGUAUGAUCUGGCUGAUUGUGUUAUCUUUUGCUGCCGACAAAACGAGACACCGUGGACCCUUUGUGCUAUUGGCGAUCACUUGGAAUGUGAUUUCCUACGCUUGCCUUCGUACAAGUAGCCCCCACGCUUCACCAUGGCACCGGUAUGGAGUUAUUGCCGUUGCAAAUAUCUCCUAUUGCAGCAUGCACAUCCUCAAUGUCGGAUGGCUAUCAUUCUACUGCCGCACACCCCAGGAACGAAGCGUUGCCAUGGCGUUGGUCAUCAUGGCUGCUAACUGUGCUGGUAUCGCUGGCUCGCAGAUUUUCCGCACUUCCGACGCUCCGAAGUACUUGCACGGUCUCACUGCGAUCUGCUCUAUUGCCGGUGCCUCAUGGGUCCUCGCUUUUGUGCUUUCUGUUCAAUAUUAUUUCCGCCGGCAAAAAGCGGUUCCUUCAGAUAAUGGGGAGACAAAAGCUUGA